GGCAUGUAGGAGGACAGUCGGCGUAGUGGCCAGGGCUACGGAGUCAGCCUCGAUUGAACAGGCAGAUAACGAACUGGGGCGGCUGAGGCGAGAGUUGAUGCCGGAUAUGUCACGUCUAGACGCGUUGCUUGUUAGCUGCCUGGACGCGGUGGAGAGUUACUGGGUCACUGACCACCGCACUUCGACUUACUCCAGUGAAGAUGCCCCCUCCCCUAAAAGCACCCCAACCACACCCUCCGUCCAAGACAUGGCCAAGUCUUUCAGACGAUCAUCCUCCAUACGCAGCAGUUUCGACCAGCGAGAUUCAAUCCCUGAUGCCAUGGCACAACGACCUGAAGAACCCAUCACAUUUGAGGCAGCCCUGAAUCUGCCUCUCCGACCUCUCGAGACGAUCAAGGACGAAGACAUCUCACUCAAGCCUGGGUCUCACAUGAGCCCGCCGCAGCCUCGACUGAACACCAACAGAGGCCUACGAGGCUCCACACAGCGCCCAGCUCCCAUCUACAGCCUCUUCCCCCCAGCCUCUCCUCCACCCACCAAAUCCUUGCCGCCGAUACCUCCAGUGAGGUCGCCAUUGAGGCCAGGCCCCUCUGGUCUGUCCACCUCGCC
Molecule: messenger RNA, 609 nt
Organism: Cryphonectria parasitica EP155
Lineage: Eukaryota; Fungi; Ascomycota; Sordariomycetes; Diaporthales; Cryphonectriaceae
Exons: 2
Source: RefSeq, a predicted model, not a curated record